AACAGACUGUAGUCUAUGGUUAAAAACGGGGAAAAGUAGUAUAUCCGGUUAACUUUAACGAAGACCGAGUUACGGAACUUAGCUAGCUAGUUAACUAGUUAAUUAAUUACCUAGUUAGUAAGUCGGUAAUCAUUACAUAAUUUUAAUAACCAUGCCUAAGCAUCACCAGCGGAGAGGAAGAGGAGGAGGAGGAGGAAGGAGAGGUUGUGUCAGGUGGAAACGGGGACCUCUAUGGAUAUCAUCAUCAGCCAAAACCACCGGCUCGCAUCCUCAGCACCGACAGCAUCUCCCUGCCGGCGGUCACCGCUGCAGGCACACAGCGCCCUUUUUAUGCGCCAAGGCGUUGCAUUUCCAAGGUAGAGACUCCCCGGGCAGCUUCUGUAAUUACCCUGACAAACCGCUUCUUCCUGUAAUAAGGACUAAUCGAGGGAAGACCCUGCUGGAAUAAAAGCGGAGCGUCAGUUUCCUCCAUUGAUAAACCGCUCUUCUCAUCGAUUCAGCCCAACGACGUCUUGGUAUAAGAGGACAAAACCAAUCCAAAAAACGGACGCUGAAGCUGAAGGGCGUCGGGCGCGAUGGCUAAUGCCUCCCCAGACCUGGACAACGCGGAAGCCCAGCGCCAGCUCAACAACAACAACCGACCAAGCAGCUCGGGAUUCUGGGAGACGGAGUGUACCAGCUCCAAGCUGUUCGAGUGCUCCCGCAUCAAGGCCCUGGCAGAUGAGCGAGAUGCGGUGCAGAAGAAGACUUUUACCAAGUGGGUUAACUCCCAUCUGGCCAGAGUGUCCUGUCGCAUAGCAGACCUCUACAACGACCUGAGGGAUGGAUACAUGCUCACCAGACUGUUGGAGGUCCUCAGUGGAGAGCUGCUGCCGAGGCCUACACGGGGUCGUAUGCGGAUUCACUGCCUGGAGAAUGUUGACAAAGCCCUCCAGUUCCUUAAAGAACAGAGGGUUCACCUGGAAAAUGUUGGUUCCCAUGACAUUGUGGAUGGAAACCACCGUCUCACCCUGGGCCUUAUGUGGACCAUCAUCCUACGCUUCCAGAUUCAGGUGAUCAAAAUAGAGACGGAGGACAACAGAGAAACUCGUUCUGCCAAGGAUGCCCUGCUGCUCUGGUGCCAGAUGAAGACGGCAGGGUACCCUGAGGUCAACAUCCAGAACUUCACCACCUGCUGGAGAGACGGCCUCGCCUUCAACGCCCUCAUACACAGACACAGGCCUGACCUGAUUGAGUUCCACAAGCUGACGCGGUCCAAUGCAACUCACAACCUCCAGCAAGCCUUCAACAUCGCUGAGCAGCACCUGGGCCUCACCAAACUCCUGGACCCUGAGGAUGUAAACACAGAGAACCCAGACGAAAAGUCCAUCAUCACUUAUGUGGUCUCCUAUUACCACUACUUCUCCAAGAUGAAGGCUCUUAUUGUGGAGGGCAAGAGGGUUGGCAAGGUACUAGACAACUGUAUUGAGGCAGAGAAGAUCAUCAACCGCUAUGAGGCUCUGGCAUCAGACCUGCUGGACUGGAUAGAAAAGACCAUCGCGGUCAUUAGCAACCAGAAGUUUGCAAACUCGCUGACCGGAGUUCAACAGCAGCUGCAGGCCUUCACAACCUACUGCACCAUAGAGAAGCCCAUCAAGUUUCAGGAGAAGGGGAAUCUCGAGGUCCUUCUGUUCACCAUCCAAAGCAAGCUUAGAGCCAACAACCAGAAACCCUAUGUGCCUCAUGAUGGGAAGCUCAUCUCAGACAUCAACAAGGCCUGGGAGAGGCUGGAGAAGGCGGAACAUGAGAGGGGCGUGGCUCUGCGCAAGGAGCUGAUUCGUCAGGAGAAGUUGGAGCUGCUGGCUCAGUGCUUUGACCACAAAACCACCAUGAGACAAGCCUGGCUCAAUGAGAACCAGAGGCUUGUAUCGCAGGACAAUUUUGGCUAUGACCUACCAGCUGUCGAGGCGGCAAUGAAGAAACACGAGGCCAUCGAGGCAGACAUAGCCUCGUAUGAAGAGCGAAUUGGCGUGGUGGUGGAACUUGCUGCAGAGAUGGAGACAGAAGGAUACUACGACAUUCGGCGUAUCUUGGCACGUAAGGAGAACAUUCUGGGCCAGUGGAGUCUGCUGAAGGAGCUGGUGGCUGGAAGGAGGACCCGGCUGGAGAAGAACCUGGCCCUGCAGAAGACUUUUCAGGACAUGGUCUACAUGAUCGACUGGAUGGAGGACACACAGGUCCAGCUUCUGUCGAAGGACUUUGGGAAGCAUCUUCUGGAGGUGGACGACCUGCUGCAGAAACACGGCCUGCAGGAAGCUGACAUUGCAGUGCAGGCUGAGAGGGUCGAGACACUCAACACCGCUGCACUCAAAUUCACCACUAUAGAGGGUUACCAACCGUGUGACCCACAGGUGAUCUGUAACCGUGUCAACCAUGUCUCUUCCUGUCUGGAGGAGCUGAAACAACUGGCAGCUAAAAGGCGUGAUGAGCUUGAGGAGUCGAGACAACUGUGGGCCUUCUUUCAGGAGCUGGAGGAGUCGGAGGCCUGGAUCAGGGAGAAGAGCUCCAUCCUGGGAGCUCAGGGUUAUGGGAAGGACCUGAGCAGUGUGCUGAAGUUACUACAAAAACACAAGACUCUGGCAGGAGAACUGCUGGCUCACCGGUCACUGCUGCAGAACACCAUGAAGCGAGGAAAGCAGAUCCUGAGUGAGAAGAGCUUUGGCACCGCGGGGAUCCAGGAGAGCAUCAUGGAGGUGAAGGGUGAGUGGAAGAGGCUGGAGGACCAGGCCGCGCAGCGUCUCGGCCACCUGCAGGAGGCGCUAAACUUUUUUCAGUUCUCCACGGAGACAGACGACCUGGUAGUAUGGCUGCAGGACGCUUACCGUCUGGUCUACAGCGAAGACUUUGGACACGAUGAGUACUCCACCCAGUCCCUUCUGAAGAAACACAGAGGGGUCAGCGAGGCCAUCGACAAACAUCGUCUGCAUGUAGUGACACUGCGUAAACACAUGGUGCUGCUGCCUCUGCGCUACCGUGAACAGGAGGAGGUGCAGGUGCGUAUGGGAGAGGUGGAGCAGCUCUAUACUGAGGUGGCCGAGGUGGCUGUGCUCCGACAGCAGUGGCUCCACGACGCACUCGCUGUCUACCGCAUGUUCAGCGAGGUCAAUGCCUGUGAGCUGUGGAUUGAUGAGAAGGAGCAGUGGUUGGACAAGAUGGAGAUCCCAGAGAGACUGGAGGACGUGGAGAUGGUCGCACACAGGUUUGAGAGCCUGGACCAGGAGAUGAACAGCCUGAUGGGUAGGAUCCUGGACGUUAACCAGAUAGUUCAGCAGCUCCUGGAUGGUGGUCAUCCAUCCUCUACAGAGGUCAGAGGUUGUCAGGACCACCUCAACUCAAGGUGGAACAGCAUUGUGGAGCUGGUUGAGCAGAAGAAAGAUCAGCUGGAUUCGAUGUUACGCCUGCAGAACUACCUGCUGGAGUGUGCCGAGAUCAAGUCCCAGAUCCAGGACAAGAGAAAAGCCAUCGACGCCACUCAGUACAUGGGCAGCGACCUGGGAGGAGUCCUGGCUCUGCAGAGACGCCUCUCCACCAUGGAGGGAGCCCUGUCUGUCCUGGAGCCCAAACUUCUGCAUCUACAGGAAGAGGCGGAACAUAUGGCCACCGCCCACCCAGGUCGGGCCAUGGAGGUUCUCGUGCCCUUUGAUGGCAUCAGUGUGGAGUGGGAGGAGCUGAAACGCACCCUGCAGGGCUGUGAGGACUCGCUGAUGGUGGCUAGCAGGCUGCAGAGCUUCAUACAGGACCUGGACUCGUUCCUCACCUGGUUGGUCCAGACGCAGACGGCCGCCGCCUCAGACCAGCUGCCCAACAACUUGGAAGAGGCGGAGAAACUCAUCAACAAACAUGCUGCCCUAAAGGAGGAGAUUGGACGGUAUGAAGAGGACUAUGAGCGCUUGCAGGCCAUGAAUGAGCUGCUGGAGUCCGAGGAGGCUCCUCUCCCUCAGGCCGCCCUGCAGCAGUGGCUCCAGAAGCUCGAUGUUGGCUGGAACAAACUGCUGGAGAUGUGGGAGAGCAGGAGGGAAGUUCUGGUCCAGGCUCACAUUUUCCAUCUGUUUCUGCGAGAUGUCAAACAGGCCGAGUCCUUCCUCAACAACCAGGAGUCGGCCCUCGCUCACGUGGAGCUGCCCACCACGGUGGAAACAGUCGAAGCCUCCAUAAAGAAACACAAGGACUUCACCACCACCAUGGAGCUGAACCUGCACAGGAUCAAAGCUGUGAUCGAGGCUGGAGAGAGUCUGAUCAGCCAGAGUAACAUCUACUCUGACCGCAUCAAGGAACGCAUCGACACCCUCGCCAACAGGGGAAACCAGAACAGAGAGCAGGCCCAGCAGUGGCUGGAAAAACUGAACGACCAGUGGGAACUUCAGAGGUUUCUUCAGGACUGUCAUGAGCUGGGGGACUGGGUGUGUGAGAAGAUGCUAAUGGCGAGGGACAGCAGCCGAGACGAGACCCAGAAGCUUCAUAAGAAAUGGCUGAAGCACCAGGCCUUCAUGGCCGAGUUGGCCCAGAAUAAGGAAUGGUUGGACAAAAUUGAAAAGGAGGGCCAGCAGCUGAUCCAGGAGAAGCCGGAGCUCAGCCAGGUGGUCCGGAGGAAGCUGGAGGAGAUCAGGGAGUGCUGGCAGGAUCUGGAGAGCACCACCCAGGCCAAAGCCCGCCAGCUCUUUGAGGCCAACAAGGCCGACCUGCUGGUGCAGAGCUACGAAAGCCUGGACCAGAGACUGGGCCAGCUGGAGUGUCAACUAGCCUACGUGGACCAGGGACAGGACCUCACCACUGUCAACAAGCAGCUGAAAAAACUACACACCAUGGAGAGCCAUAUGGAGGAGUGGUAUAAGGAGGUGGGGCAGCUCCAGGCGCAGGUGGCCACCAUCCCACAGCAGACGCAGACCAAGGAGACGGUUGCAGAGCGUCAAGCCAUUGUGGAGGCCAGGAUGGUGCGUCUGAUCGAGCCGCUGAAGGAGAGACGACGCAUCCUGCUGGCGUCCAAAGAAGUUCACCAAGUCGGACGAGACCUGGAGGAUGAGAUCUUGUGGGUCCAGGAGCGCCUCCCAAUGGCCAUGUCUCAGGAGCACGGCUCCUCUCUGCAGGCAGUCCAGCAGCUCAUGAAGAAGAACCAGACACUUCAGAGAGAACUGCAGGGCCACAGGAGCAGGAUCGAGGACGUCCUGGAGAGGGCGGGGAUCAUCGCUUCCAUACGCAGCCCAGAGGCCGACUGCGUCAGGGCGGGCCACGACCAGCUGGCCCAGCUGUGGGCUCUGCUCUGGGCCGAGACCGAGAGGAGGCAGCUGGUCCUGGACGCCAUGUACCAGGCGCAGCAGUACUACUUUGACACAGCCGAGGUGGAGGCCUGGUUGAGCGAGCAAGAGCUGCACAUGAUGAACGAGGAGAAGGGGAAGGACGAGCCGAGCACACUUCAGCUGCUAAAGAAACACUUAGUCCUAGAACAGACCAUCGAGGACUACGCUGAGACCAUCGGCCUGCUGUCGCAGCAGUGUCGACAGCUGCUGGAGAUGGGGCAUCCAGACUGCGAGCAGAUCAGCAAGCGUCAGUCCCAGAUCGACCGUCUGUAUGUGUCUCUGAAGGACCUGGUGGAGGAGAGGAAGAGCCGCCUGGAGCAGCAGUACUGGCUCUACCAGCUUAACAGGGAGGUGGACGAGCUGGAGCAGUGGAUCGCUCAGAAGGAGGUGGUCGCCAGCUCGCCCGAACUGGGUCAAGACUAUGAGCAUGUCACUGUCCUGCAGGAGAAGUUUACGGAGUUUGCGUCAGAGACGGGCAGCGUGGGGCAGGAGCGAGUGACGGCCGUCAACCAGAUGGUGGACGAGCUCAUCGACUAUGGCCACUCAGAGGCCGCCACCAUCGCUGAAUGGAAGGAUGGGGUGAACGAGGCCUGGGCCGACUUGCUGGAGCUCAUGGAGACUCGGGCGCAGAUGCUCGCCGCCUCACACCAGCUGCACAAGUUCUUCUCUGACUGCAGAGAGGUUUUGGCCCAGAUAGAGGACAAACAUCGAAGGCUGCCAGAAGUUCAGGCUCGGCAGGGCAGCACUGCCAACACCAGCACCCUGCAGAGACUCCUGCACAGCUUCGAACAGGACAUACAGCUGCUGGUCACGCAAGUGCGUCAGUUGCAGGAGAGUGCAGCUCAGCUAAGGACGGUGUACGCCGGCGAGAAGGCCGAAGCCAUCGCAUGCCGCGAGCAUGAAGUGAUGCAGUUCUGGAAAGAGCUGCUGACGUCCUGCGAGGAGUGUCGAGUACAGAUUACCACUGAGACAGACAAGCUGAGGUUCUUCAGCAUGGUCCGAGAUCAGAUCAUGUGGAUGGAAUCGAUCAUCUGUCAGAUAGGGACAGGAGAGAAACCCAGGGACGUGUCCUCAGUAGAGGUGCUGAUGAAUUAUCACCAGAGUCUGAAGAGUGAAGUGGAGGCUCGCAGACGGAGCACCCUGGAGUGUAUCGAGACGGGCAAAACUUUGCUGGCUGCUAGAAACCCAGCCGCUGAAGAGAUCAAGGAGAGGCUGGACAAGGUGGUUGCUAAACAAUAUGAGAUGUCUGAGAAGUGGGACAAGCACUGGGAAUUUCUACAGCAAUUGUUGGAAGUUCACCAGUUUGCCCAGGAGGCGGUAGUGGCGGAGGCGUGGCUGACCGCUCAGGAGCCGUUCAUCAGCAGCAACGAGCUGGGCGGUAGUGUAGACGAGGUGGAGCAGCUGAUUCGUCGGCAUGAAGCCUUCCGCAAAGCCGCCGCCACCUGGGAAGAGCGAUUCAGCUCCCUGCGUCGACUCACCACGGUGGAAAAGUUGAAAGCAGAGCAAAGUAAACAACCCCCGACCCCUCUGCUGGGUCGUAAAGUCUUCCUGGACCCCCAAGAUGGCUCACCCAAUGCAUCCACCCUGCCCCGCCUCCCGAUCUCCCCCGUCAUGAGACAGACCAUCUAUGAGCAGAAUGAAGCCAACUCUCCUCCCUCGCCCUCACCUGCCACGCCUACACCUUCUCCUUCAUCUGUGGCUUGUCGGCUGGGGUCAACAGUCGCCAACUACACCCCUGUGAUGAACGGCUCCAGCUACCGCCACACCCUGGAGGCGCGGCACGGAGGCGUAGUGGGUGUAGCUGCAGGACUAGGCCAGCCCGCACCUUCCUCGAUCGCCUCAGUUGCCACGGCGGCCAUGCUAGUCUCAGCCAACCAGGCGCGAGAGAGCGCCAGCACAGCGAGGGACCAAGCGACAAAGGUGAUGAGUCACCUCCAGCCAGUGCAGACGGCGAGGACACUGGAGGUGAAAUCCUCCACGUACCUACGGCAACCGAAAAUCAAACACUUGGAUGAUGCGGUGACGCCGCUGCUCGUGGCCAGCCGGCUGGAGAAAGCGAGGGAGAGGGAGAGGGGGAGGGAGAGGGAGAUGAUGAUGGGAGAAAUAGGGACAGAGAGAGCGGAGGUGGCUGUGAUGGCCGAGGUGGUGCUUCAGGAGCCGAGGGAGCGCCUGCACAGCGAGCCCACCCGAGGGUCUCGGGGGUCCAGGACUGACCUGUUGGGCCCCACUGAGCCCCAGGGCCACACCCACCACAGGAUAGAACGGCAGCUGUCCAGCGAGCAGCUGAUCCAGGCACGCAGGGACGAGCUUCCUCAGGAGGUGUGGAGGGAACAGGCCGAGAGGCGGGAGAGACGUACGCUGGAAAGGCAAACGUCCAGCGAGCAGGAGGGCCACGGGAGCCAUGAGGGCCGGCGGAGAGAGAGGGACCGACACCGGCCGGACAGACAGGAAUCCAGUGAGCAUGACACCGGGAAAGAGCACUCAGACAGACGCUCAGCAGGAGGAGAAAAGAGAUCCACCAUGGCAGAAAUUGUAGAGCAACUGCAAGAAAGAGAAGCAGCACAGGCCCGCGGUGAGGUUCCUCGAGUGCCUAACGGGGUACCAGAGAAGUCUUCCCGUCUCGACCGGCCUCGGGCUCGGGACAGACCCAAACCAAGGCGUCGACCACGACCCAAAGAGCCAGGAGAGACUACGCGGCGGUCCAGGUCCGCUCCGGCCCAGAGCAGCCCGGCAGUCCCCCAGCCGCCAACACACACCGCACACCACGAGGGCUUCCUCUUCCGCAAGCUGGACAUCGAGACCCUGAAAAAGAGCACCAAUAGCAGGUCAUGGGUCAACCUGUACUGCGUGCUGAAAAAGGGGGAGAUGGGUUUCUACAAGGACGCCAAGAACACCGCCACAUCCUACAACAACGAGCCGCUGCUCAACCUCUCCCACUGCCACUGCGACGUCACCAACGGCUACAAGAAGAAGAAGAACGUCUUCACGCUCAAAACGAAGGACGGCAGUGAGUUUUUGUUUCAUGCAAAAGAUGAGGACGACCUCAAAGUGUGGGUGACCAACAUCACCGGCAGUAUUACGGAGCACGAGGAGAUUGCCAAAUGGGGUCAGCCCCAACCAACUACCUCAUCCACAGACGAGGGCACGCGCCGCGACGGCAGCAAAGCGGACAACAGGUCAGAGCGCGGCGGCGAGCGCUCGGACCGGGCCGAUCGGAUCGAGCGGGCAGAUAAAGAAAAGGAGAAAGAGAGAGAAAAGGAGAAGGAGAGAGAGAAGGAGAAGGAGAAGGAGAGAGAGAGGGGCGAACGGUCGGAGAGGUCAGAGCGGGGAGGGAAGUCGGACGCAAAGCGCUCGGAAAAGUCCGCUAAGAAAAAGUGAGCCGGGCGACGGAUCGAUCUCGGGAUUUGAAUCGUGAACCGUGAACUCCGGCUAGGAGGCGGGGCCAUAGAAUGGUAGUGAACGCCCCCCUCCUUCUCUCCGCCUCCAACACUGUCAACAAAGCGGUUGUGUUUGGAUGGAAAGUGACACACAGGACAGAAGGACUGACCCAGGCUCACUUAUAGGACGGAUUUGGUGCAGGAGACGUCUUUCUCUCUCUUUCUCUCUCUUCUUCUGUGUCUCUGUGAGAACACACAGAGUCACUGACGCUCCACCUACGCCCCUCCCCCCCCCUCCCCCCCUCCCGGUGGCUGUUUCAGAGAACUGCAGAGAGAGUUCCGUGCUGCUGAACCUCGGGCAGCGUUAACGCGAGAGAGAGACGGGACAUGCAUUACAUUAGCUCAAAGUCUGAUUGCUGGUAGUGCGAGAAAACGUAGCUCAUUCUGUUCCAUGUUUGUUUUUUCUAUGAGAUGAGCUGUACAUGUAUGUAUUUCUUGUCUGUCUGUCAUAUCUACUGUAUCUAUCUUUCAUCCUACACUAUGUCUCAUUACUCCUCAGAAAAUGGAAAGACAAUGAAAUUAUGCCAAAAUGUUUUACAGACAUAUAAACUUCAUCCAAGUUCACUACGGAUGAGUCAGCACUGAUAAACAGCUACAGCACUGAGCUGAUUCUAGAAAGGUGGAAAGAUGGUGAUGUAAGACGAGAGAAGAGUAGAUGGCCAACAAGGGUGAUUACCUUCAAAACAAUCAGGAACACAAGAAACAAGAGGAAAGCAAAAAUGUUUCGUUGUUGCUCAGAAAGUCAUAGAAAAUACAUCCAAAGGCUUGAAACCCUUAAGAAAGAUCCCCCCUGAAAUUUGCUUGAAUUGUUGAACUCUGCCCACAAAGAGCAAACAGAGCAGCUUCCCUUCGUUUAUAUAGGAUUUAGGAUUACAUCUGUGCAAGACAGAUGGGUCACAAGAUGUUUAAACUGUGACAUAAAGACAGUGUGGUCACUGCAGCCACUUGGGCUCCCAAGUUUAAUUUAUUAAAAAAACAAAAACAUGUACAGUUCAUAGAUUAAAAACUUCAUCUGAUGGUAAACUCUGGCUCCCAGGGGUCUCAUUCAUUUCAUUUUACUUUAAAGACACAUAAAAAGGCAAAAACAAACUAAAGCAUUCAUAUUUUAGAAAGCUGUAGAGGCAAAGAUUUAUAUGUUUCGAUAUCUCAAAGGAAGUGGGUGAAAUUCAUUGUAACCUGCUGAUUUUAGCAUCAAGGAUCCAUUUCCCAUAAGUUACAUGUUUGGCUUUGGUCAUAAGCACAAAAUCUGCGCCUGGCAUGUUUUUAAUGAAUGAGGCCCUCAGGCUGAAAACAGGCGCCAUCUACUCUUUUAUUCUCUUAUAACAUCAAACAACUCGUUGGUUAUUCUCUUUGAUUUAUUCACCCAAAUCUGUUGCGUCCUCUUUUUUUUUAUACAGAAUUCAAAAUAUCUUGUUUUUCUGCGUGCAGUGUGUUUGUGCGUGUUUGUGCAUGUGUGCGUGUGUGUGUGUGCGUGUGUGUGUGUGUGUUUGUGUGUGUUGCUGCUCCUCUCCGCUCCCAGGGUCUCCAUAGCUCUCAGGUUAUCUAUGUUAGUGUGUGCUUACCGUGUGCUUCACAUGUUAAUAUGUUUGUCCCCUCAGACGCCACCUCAGUCUUCCAGACAUGGCCAAACCACGACACACACACACACACACACACACACACACACACACACACACACACACACAGAAGAAUAUAACUCAGCAGGUUUAAAAUGUCAAAGGUUAUAAACAUGUUCCAGAGUGUAAAAGGUCGUCAACUUGUCCAGGUCAACAUCUCAUUAGCGUAGAAUUAGACGGGAAUAUAUGAAUGAAUGAAUGAAUGAAUGAAUGAAUGAAUGAACUGACACACCGUUGAGAGCCAGGAUAUCAGACGGACCAAAUAUUAAGAAAAAGGGGGUUGAACUGUCUGUAAGUUGUGAGAUUGCAUGUUUUGCUUGAAGAGAAAUCACUCGUCAAUAGAAGCUUGUGUUUGCAGCCUGUUGACUCGCCAUCCACGCAUCAGUUUAUGUUACAUUUCUGGGUUCAAAAUUAGCACCAUUUACCAGCCAAAUGCUGGUAAAAUAUGCAAGUGGCUGGUAGAUUUGCUUCAUUCACCAGCCAAAAAAAACAACGGUGAUUUAUUGAGUGGCUGGUGAAUUCUGAACAUUCACUAGCCAUUUGGCUGGUGGAGGAAAACGUUCAUUUUAAACCCUGCGUCACCACAAAGCCAUAAGGGGAGAAUUGUCAGAGUCUAAUAAACUUGUAAAUGCAGCUGGGGAAUUUUGGGAAGCACCAGCCGCAGAGGUUGAUGGGCAAACUAAAGUUACUUUCCUGCCCUGGUAGGAGCAUCUUCAUCAAAUCAUUUCAAAUACCAAUAAUGUUUUAAUAUCACUGCUACUGGAUGAAAACAUUGUUCAUUUCAGUUCCGGUGUUUUUAAAUCUUUCAGUUAAAGUCCACCGGUGGUUAUUUCGAACAUUCAAACAUGUAGUGGAUGAGAUGGUCCCAAUCAGGGCUGGUAUGUUCCUCCUAACUCUUUAAAACCACUGCGAACCAAACACUGUCUGCUCAUGGUUUAUAAGCUAUGUUCAGUACACGUUUGUUUACUUUGUCUCUGGUUUUCCUGCUGGUACUGGAGCUAUUUUUUUCCCUUUCUUUAAAUACAAAAAAACAAAACACUAUUGACAAUAAAAGAAAACACAUUGACAUUAUUGUUGACUGUAAAAAUGUGAUUUUAGUUGUACUUUAAACUUAAAAGUUUACAUUCUCCUCUGAGGAGGCUGUAGAGCCCAAAAAUCCCACUUAGAAAUCACACUUACAAAAAGUCCAAAUUUGCCAGGUUAAUUAUUCUGUUUCUCAAAAGUUUAAUAUUAAGGUUACGAGAGUAUUAUUAUAUCUCGCUGCUCCUUUUUUUUUUUUUUUUGUACCUUAUUCACUUCAAGAUUUUAAAUUCUGUACUGACCUGUUGGUCAGCUUCAUGGUUAUCAUAAAACAUGUCUCCAGAACUGUAACUUCAAAUUAUUUUAACACACUUUAUGCAUUUAAAUUAGGUGUGAAUGCCAGAUCAAUGCAAUCAUUUACAUGCAUGUUGGACACAAAGUCAAGAGUUAAAAGAGGUGAAUAUUGAAUGAGCAAAUUUUCCACAUGUAAAGUGACACGGUACAAUCCUCUACUGUCAGAUUAUGAGUCUAACAGCGUAAUAAACUGACACAUUUUGUUGCUGUAGAUACACGCGGGACAAAACAUGCAGGGUACAGCUAACUCGUUAACAGAUAACAUUACAAAGUAUUUAAUUUGAACCGUUUUACACAGCAGAAACAACGUGAAAGUCAGCGUGGUAAACAUCAUGGCGGAUGGUACCCUGCCUGUCUGUGUGUGUCUGUGCUGUUCUGUUCACAUCGAACUCAGUCUGUCGGCUGAGAUGAAAUGACGAAUAAAAUACCUUUUGGUUUAUCAUAUAUGUA
Messenger RNA from Sander lucioperca (pikeperch), 12210 nucleotides. Its product is annotated as spectrin beta chain, non-erythrocytic 4-like. Lineage: Eukaryota; Metazoa; Chordata; Actinopteri; Perciformes; Percidae. Gene Ontology annotation, biological process: actin cytoskeleton organization. Bases 576 to 8711 code for a protein of 2711 amino acids. Gene Ontology annotation, cellular component: plasma membrane; cortical actin cytoskeleton; cell junction. The transcript has 44 exons. The record is from RefSeq and is a predicted model, not a curated record. Gene Ontology annotation, molecular function: phospholipid binding; actin filament binding; structural constituent of cytoskeleton.